This is a messenger RNA of Tachysurus vachellii, 4771 nucleotides long. RefSeq names its product pantothenate kinase 3-like. The coding region runs from base 292 to 1650 and encodes 452 amino acids. Gene Ontology annotation, cellular component: cytosol; nucleus. Gene Ontology annotation, molecular function: ATP binding; pantothenate kinase activity. The transcript is spliced from 7 exons. Gene Ontology annotation, biological process: coenzyme A biosynthetic process. Lineage: Eukaryota; Metazoa; Chordata; Actinopteri; Siluriformes; Bagridae. The record is from RefSeq and is a predicted model, not a curated record.
ACGCGUCACUCGUCACGUGACGACUCCGACCGGCUGUUUGACUCGGAAGCUGCAAUGCUCGAGCGAAACGCGUGAGGAAAGAAAAAUGACCGACAGCGACCUCGAAUUCACGUCCUAGACAGCACGAUAGACGUUUUCCAUCUGAUCAGCGAUCGCGCAACGACGUAUUACAGCCUUCAGUCGGUCAGUGACUCGUAUAACGGCUUCAUUCCGGUUCGUCGUCGAAAAAGGUACGCGGUUGACGUAAAAGCGCUCAAGGGUCGGUGCUCGGUCCUAUUACGUUGUGAAACUAUGGAGAAAGCUACAUCACCCGAACAUAAUGGAGCACCUGAACACUACACGAACGGGCUGAUGAACGGGUUUCACUCUGCGCAGUCCGGUCCGAGCGGAGGAGGAGGAGGAGGAGAUGACAGUGGCCCGAACUGUAGCGGUGGCCAUAAUGGUAUUGAAAAUAUCCACCAUCUUCACCAUCAGGAUGUCGCGCACAACAACGGGUCUCCUGCUAAACGCUGCAGGCUUCGGAGACGGAUGGAUUCGGGGAGAAAACACCGACCACCAUUUCCGUGGUUUGGCAUGGAUAUCGGUGGCACUCUGGUGAAGUUGGUGUACUUUGAACCAAAGGACAUCACAGCUGAAGAGGAGCAGGAGGAAGUGGAGAGCCUGAAGAGUAUUCGUCGCUACCUAACAUCCAAUGUGGCCUAUGGCAACACAGGCAUCCGUGAUGUGCACCUGGAGCUGAAGAACCUGAUCAUGUGCGGCCGCAAGGGCAACCUGCACUUCAUUCGCUUUCCCACACACGACAUGCACAGCUUCAUCCAGAUGGGCCGGGACAAGAACUUCUCCAGCCUGCAUACAACACUAUGUGCUACUGGAGGGGGGGCCUACAAGUUUGAGGAGGAUUUCAGGACGGUGGCAAAUCUGGAGCUGCAGAAGCUUGAUGAGCUGGACUGCCUGAUCCAGGGCCUGCUCUACGUCGACUCGGUCGGCUUCAAUGGCCACGCAGAGUGCUACUUUUUCCAAAACCCCUCUGAUCCUGAAAACUGUGUCAAGACGCCAUGUUGCCUUGACAAUCCCUUUCCCAUGUUGCUGGUAAACAUUGGCUCAGGAGUCAGCAUUCUGGCAGUUUACUCCAAAGACAAUUACAAACGGGUCACUGGCACCAGUUUGGGAGGGGGUACGUUUCUCGGCUUGUGCUGCCUGCUAACCGGUUGUGAGACGUUUGAGGAAGCUUUGGAAAUGGCGGCCAAAGGGGAUAGUACAAAUGUCGACAAGCUGGUAAAGGACAUAUACGGCGGUGAUUAUGAGCGCUUUGGUCUUCAGGGAUCUGCUGUAGCAUCGAGUUUUGGUCACAUGAUGAGCAAGGAGAGGCGUGACAGCAUCAGCAAAGAAGACUUAGCCAGAGCUACUCUUGUCACCAUAACAAACAACAUUGGUUCCAUUGCCCGCAUGUGUGCUGUGAAUGAGAAAAUUGAAAGAGUUGUAUUUGUUGGGAAUUUCCUGCGAAUCAACACGGUUUCUACAAAGCUGCUAGCGUACGCCAUGGACUUUUGGUCAAAAGGACAGUUGAAAGCCCUGUUUUUGGAACAUGAAGGUUAUUUUGGGGCUGUUGGUGCCUUCCUAGAGCUACUGAAGAUGACUGAUGACCUCUGAGGCAUUGAAGAACUCCUGAAUUUUCUAACCAGAAGCUGCUGUAAGAUGUCAAAGAACGCCUCCUCCUAUAACCAGGAAAAGCCAAGUCAGCUAUCUAAGAUGAUGCCUGUCUCUCUGUUUGAAAGCUUAAUGCAAGUCUAAUCUAGAAACCUGUAUCGGGUGUGGAGAGUAUUGUGUGUGUUUGCCACUAAUAAGAACGGUACAGUCUGCUGUAAAAUAAAAUGAAGAUGGUUAUGUUAUAAUAGUCAGUGCCCCAUAAGCCAAAAUCUGCUGAUUUUUAGAGUGAUGCUGAGCACUUCUGCAAAACCCCAUGUGUUGUAUGUUUUAAAUAUUUGGCAUAAAACAUGACUUAAUAGAAUUGAAAGUAAUCAUCAUCUCCCCCACCUUGCCUGUCCUGAGUCAUGGUUCCAUUGUAUUAUAGUCUUCUUUACCUCGUCCAAAAUGUUUCGGUGAGAUUUUGGCCAACUUUUCUGGUUUUAAAGGUCCAAUAAGUAAGUUUUUUUUAUUUUUUUAUUUUUUAACCAUUCACACUUAAUGGUAGAUAAUAUAACCGCUUAUUUUGAGGAAUGUGGCUAUGACGUCAUUGUCAUAGGGACAUGCUGAUGGCUGGUAACAAGAAGUAAUUCGUUGAUCUCGUCAGUCGACUCCCUUUUCAGUUCAUACUGGCCACGCUGGAGUUACGUCCACUUCACAUGUUGCAAAAAAAAAAAAAAAAACCCCAGGAAAGAACAUGUGACCAACAAAUGAUUAGCAGUUAGUCAGUAAUAUGCAAUGUACAGCAAAGCCGAUAAUUCCCUGAUUAAGAUAUGAGCGUUAUUAUGCACACCUCAGUAAACUGAACACUGUGGUCCAGCAUUAGUGUACACAGGAAACGGCCUGAUCACCGGGGCAGGAGAUUUGAGCAUUACUUAUUGGACUUUGAUAUUUAUGUUGGAAAAAUCUGUACAGUGAAAUCAUUUAGAAAAAAUUUCAUACAAUGACUAAACAGUAUUCGCCAAAACAAAUAAAUUAUAUAGGUCUACGUCCUUCUCCAUCUGAAUGUCUAGAAGCUAUACAUUUUGGGACCAAGGUUUUUUGUGUUUACUAAUCAGCUUUUUUUUGUUAGAUGAGUGUAGUUGAAUUUAGCCGAUUUCUUCAAUAUUAGCAGUAACGAUCUGCUUUUAUCCCAUAGUCUGAAUGAUGAAUUGUUUGUUGGAUGACUACUCUAUUCACAUGACCAUAAUUCUCUGUACCCUUGUGGUGUACUUACACUGUAAUAGAUGUUUUUAUUAUUAUUAUUAUUAUUAUUAUUUCUUUGUUUCUAUUUAAACCACACUUUUGCAGAUUGUGUCAUUUUAGCGCUAGUCAUUCUCUGUGGCAUUAUAUGAUGGUAUCAUAGUUUAACUUGAAACUUCAAUUUUGAGCCUCUAAACAUGUCUCCUGCCUUUGUCCCCGCCUUUCUAACAAAUGCCUUCAUCAACCUCUGUACGUUUCUUUUAAAGAAGCCCAGCACAAUGUACCUUUAACAUCAGCAUGCACCUUUAGGCUUGCUGUGUAACAUGUUCCCAUGACAAAGUGCCGCAAUGAAGAAAUGGAUUCUUUAAUCUUUGCCAGAGCGACCGGGGCUGAGGCUGUUGGGUUAAACAUGGCUGAUAGAUACUGAAUAUCAAGAUAGUCUGUGAAAUCCAAUUACUGUAACAAAUUCACAAUCACAGCUCUAGGAAUUUAAAGGAAUGGUUUGUGAGAGAACUUUAGCGUAUGCAGAAUAUCAGCAAUACAAUACUGCUGACCGACUAGUAUUUUAAGCAAAUAUACAGAGUGUUAAGCUAAUCAUAGUAAAUAAAGACGAACACUAGUAAUACUUUCAUGUCACCUCACAUGUUUAGUAUUCAAUCACCAGCUCUCAGCAGCCACACCUACACGUUUUAUGUCUAUUUAUAAUGCCUCAUAGUCUGAAACUCAUUUGUUAUUAAGGGCACAUGGACUUUUUAGCUUCAGCAAACAUUGCAAUGCCAAUGGGAAUCAAGCAUUCCCUUUUAAUGUGUAGAGAUUUAAAACCGUACGUGAUGCUGGAUUUUUUCCCCCACAUUUCAUCCUCUCAUUACCUUUACUUAGUCCUCAGAAUUGCCUUAUGCUCUGUUGGUCGCCAUUUUGACUGCUGAGUGUCUGUGUAUGCGCAAUGGCAGUCCAACACAACACGUUUUUUUCACACGUUUUUUCCCCUCUUUUCUUUCCAGUCAAGUGUUACGGGGUGCCUUUACUAAUGGAGACCAGACUUUUAUCUGUGCAUUUUUCUUUGUCAUCUAGAUGUCAUUGUAAAAUGUUAAUUUUGAGUUGGUCUGUUUGUGUUUAUUUAUUUAUUUUUUUUCUUUUGUUAUUCAGGAAAUUUAAUCCAUAUGUUAGUACACACUGUUCAAAUCUCCGAGUCACUGCAAACUAAAAUUACACCAGGAAGAAUGAUAUGAAUUCAAAGGAAUGUGAGACAAGUUGAGGCACUACAGUCUUUGUCAUUAAUGGUAAAAAUGUGUACCAGGCUUGUGUCUGUCUAACGCAUUACUGGUAGGGCUUAACAUAUCUUCAGGCGUGUUCGAUUUCUGUUUGUUUGUUUGUUUGGGUUUUUUUUUUGUUUUCAUUUGUGUGGUGUUGUUUUUUUUACAUUCACACCAGCCUGUUGAGUCAUGCUUAAUGCAUUAUCAUCACAAAACUUUAGAGUUGAUAUGAUUUUAGUAAUAAAAUCUUCCACAGUCUGGUCUUAUCUUUUAUAACAGACCAUGUAUUCUUUUGCUUUCACAAGUAAUAAGAACAACAUACAUGCCUGAUUGCGUACCAGAAUGUGCUUGGUCUCAGCUGUGUGGCACAUAAGCAGUCUGUUAAAAGGCAGUAUAUUACCAUGUGUGUAAUCGUCCCCUUCAGUGUUGUCACUCUGAUCUGGCGGACCCUGUGUGUGGACCUUGUUUACAUGUUGUAGAGGGGGUCGAGACUUAUUUCUGCCCCAUGUGGAAUUAAAAGCUCAUUCCAACCUGCUCUAAGAUUUCAUGUCCUCACAAAUCUCUUUUGAUAUUUUUUCCGUUUAUUCUUCAGAUCUUCUCUGUUGUCAACAAACCUUGUGAAACCUUUAUUAAAUGUGAUGAAUCUAUGAAAA